CCGCGAUUCAUGAAUCAACAGACAUAUUCGAGAACACUACGUACAAGAUGGAAAGCCAAAAUGUCACUGACAAGGUACUCGGCGCCUACAAGAACUGCAUGAACACCUCGAUUCCAGAGAAAACCCAGUUCUACGCCUUGACGGAAGUGCUGAGCCGCGUCGGCGGAGAGUACUGGCCCGUCUGGCCUCCGCCGAAAGUUCGAGAAGUUCUGCCCACGUGGGACCAGCUGUACACCAGGAUUCACAACGAGUUCGCCAUCGACUUGCUCUUCGUCAUAGGAGUAGACAAGGAUCCCAAGAACGUAUCCAACAAGAUCAUCAGUAUAGAGCGGCCAUCAGCUGGUUCAGAUCUGCACUUGUUCAUGAAACGAAGCUCGAAGAAAGCGAACAAGAAAGUGAACCCGAAAGAUUUGGCUUAUCUAACGUUGAUGGCGUCGUGCAUUAAGGCGUUUAAUCCCAAGCUGUCAUUCAAGCAGGUCAAAAGGGUAAUACUGGACAUCAUCUGGUUCGAGUCUAACGUGACCAAGAUACUAGAAGCUGCGGAAAACAAAACAGGAACUGAUUUAAACUUUUACAGAAUGACUAUUGCUGAUCUAAGGAAUAUCUCUGAACAUGUGGACUGGCUGCAAAUGCUUCAGCGCCUGUUUGACAGCGUGAACAUCACACUGACACCAAAAGAGCCGGUAGUGCUCAAUGAACUGUACUACUUCAAAACCAUUGUUGACUUCAUCAUGAGGAACACAUCCAGGCACACGACUUACAACUACAUGAUCUGGCGUCUUAUACGGAACUUUGGCCCCAUGGCGCUGCCGAAAUUGCGGGAGCUGUCAUUCAAGAUUUCGAAGGCUUCGCGCGGUGUCAAGAAAGACAUUCCUCUGUCGACGAGAUGCGUGUACUAUAUAGCCGACGUCAUGGACUUUCCAGCCGGGAGGCUUUACGUUGAGCGUUACUUUAGCAUAGAGGCAAAGAAGGACAUCCUUGAUCUCGUGAACGAACUGAAAGAUGCAUUUAGCGCAAGUAUCAGGAGAACGAAGUGGAUGGACCGGUCUACGAAAGCACAUGCUCUUAAAAAACUGGAUAACAUGGUCAAGCUUGUUGGUUAUUCGGAUGACCUGCUCAACGACACCUACCUUAAUGACAUGUUCAAAGAGGUCAUUGACGCUAAGCAGGGACAGCCGUUCAUUCUAAGCUACAUUUCAUUUCGAAAACAAUGGGCCAAGAUAAACUUGAUGACACUGCACAAGAAGUACAGCAGGGAUGAAUGGUCGUCAGGUCCCGCUGUCGUGAACGCUUACUAUUACCCGCAAGUCAACGGUAUAACUUUUCCUGCCGGAAUUUUACGACCACCAGUAUUUGAGUAUGGGGUUCCCAUGUACCUAAACCUGGGAGGAAUCGGAGCGGUUAUCGGACAUGAAGUCACGCACGCGUUCGACGACACCGGAAGCCAAUUCGACAGUGACGGCAAUAUGCAGAACUGGUGGACGAACAAGACCAGGGGAAAAUUUCUGAAGAAGAUGACUUGCUUCAAGGAGCAGUACGGCAACAUUACAGACGAAAGACUCAAAGUAAAGCUUAAUGGCAAGAAAACUGUGGGAGAAAACAUAGCAGACAACGGUGGAAUUCACCAAGCAUAUCACGCCUACCGAGCUUGGGCGAGGAAGCACAAGGUAAAAUCGUUGCCUGGACUCGAGGACUAUACGGCUGACCAAAUGUUCUUCAUCUCAGUAGCCCUGACAUGGUGCAACAACCCUCGACCAAGACGUCUUCAGGCACAGAUAGACAGCGACGUUCAUGCGCCGUCAAGAUACAGAGUAAACGUGCCCUUGAGUAACAUGGAGGAGUUCUCAAGGGCGUUCAAAUGUCCCAAAGAUUCUCCAAUGUACAGCAAGAGAAAAUGCGUACUAUGGUGAGCCCAAAAAAUACGGAUCAAAGCAAUGGACACGGGAAGCCUCGUCACGUGACCACAUUGCCCCCCGAAGCGCCACGUUUAGCGUCCACUAACCACGACGGCGGACAACGACCCACCGUUGGCGCACGAAGAAACUCGUUUCUUUUUAUUAUUGUUGUUGUUUAACUGCGUGUUUUCAAGCAGCUAAGUCGUGUCCUCAAAUAAAAGCACUAGCUGUGUUAAUUUA
Molecule: messenger RNA, 2135 nt
Organism: Rhipicephalus sanguineus (brown dog tick)
Lineage: Eukaryota; Metazoa; Arthropoda; Arachnida; Ixodida; Ixodidae
Product: neprilysin-1
Exons: 17
Coding region: 48-1910 (620 amino acids)
Biological process (GO): protein processing
Cellular component (GO): plasma membrane
Molecular function (GO): metalloendopeptidase activity
Source: RefSeq, a predicted model, not a curated record